AUGGCAGAUAAGCGGGACAUGGGGGAAAUCACCAGCUUCAAUAAGGCCAAGCUGAAGAAGAUGGAGGCACAGGAGAAGAACACUCUGCUGACAAAAGAGACCACUGAGCAGAAGCAAGCAGAGUGA
This is a messenger RNA of Kogia breviceps (pygmy sperm whale), 126 nucleotides long. RefSeq names its product thymosin beta-10-like. The coding region runs from base 1 to 126 and encodes 41 amino acids. Gene Ontology annotation, cellular component: cytoplasm. Gene Ontology annotation, molecular function: actin monomer binding. The record is from RefSeq and is a predicted model, not a curated record. Lineage: Eukaryota; Metazoa; Chordata; Mammalia; Artiodactyla; Physeteridae. Gene Ontology annotation, biological process: actin filament organization; regulation of cell migration. The transcript has a single exon.